Molecule: messenger RNA, 2906 nt
Organism: Prionailurus viverrinus (fishing cat)
Lineage: Eukaryota; Metazoa; Chordata; Mammalia; Carnivora; Felidae
Product: E3 ubiquitin-protein ligase Itchy-like
Biological process (GO): protein K29-linked ubiquitination; protein K48-linked ubiquitination; protein K63-linked ubiquitination
Molecular function (GO): protein binding; ubiquitin-protein transferase activity
Source: RefSeq, a predicted model, not a curated record
UUCAAAAGGGAAAAAAGUCUAUAUGAGCCAAACACAGGAUCCAUCCAUGGGCCACAAAUAUUGUUUUAUGGUUUCUGGGUUAACUGAAAGAAUAACUUUUGAAAAGAUAUGGGGAGUGGGACCCAGAUCCCAAAUGGAGAGACUUGCCUCAGCUGGAGGAGGGAAAUUACAUUUUCGUGUGUGGAGUCAUCAGACACUGAAAUCUGAUGUUUUGUUGGGAACUGCUGCAUUAGAUAUCUUUGAAACCUUAAAGUCAAACAACAUGAAACUUGAGAAAGUAGUUGUGACUUUACAGCUUGUAAGUUACAAAGAGCCAACAGAGACAAUAGGAGACUUGUCAGUUUGUCUUGAUGGGCUGCAGUUAGAGUCUGAAGUUGUUACCAAUGGUGAAACUACAUGUUCAGAAUGUGUUUCACAGACUAAUGAUGUCUCCAGACCCAAGGAUGAAGCAAAAACACAUCCAAAUGGAUCAGAUGAACCUGAGGAUUCAGGGACUGGUGAAAAUAGGAAGGUCAAUGGGAAUAAUUCUCCAUCACUCUCAAAUGGCGGUUUUAAACCUUCUAGGCCUCCCAGACCUUCACGACCACCUCCACUUACCCCAUGUAGACCAGUAUCUGUCAAUGGUUCACCAUCUGCCACUUCUGAAAAUGAUGGAUCCAGUAUGGGCUCUCUGCCACCAACAAAUAUAAAUUGAAAUACAUCUGAAGGAGCAACAUCUGGAUUAAUAAUUCCUCUUAAUAUAUCUGGAGGCUCAGGCCCUAGGCCAUUAAAUCCUGUACCUCAAGAUACCCUACCAUGUGGCUGGGAGCAGAGAGUGGACCAGCAUGGGUGAGUUUACUACAUAGAUCUUUUUGAAAGAAGAACAAUGUGGAAUAGACCAGAACCUCUACCUCCUGGCUGGGAACAGUGGGUUGACAACAUGGGACAUAUUUAUUAUGUUGACAAUUUCACAAGAACAACAACAUGGCAGAGGCCAACAUUGGAAUCCAUCUGGAACUAUGAACAUUGGCAGCUCCAAUGUAGUCAGCUUCAAGGAGCAAUGCAGCAGUUUAACCAGAGAUUCAUUUAUGGGAAUCAGGAUUUGUUUACAACAUCGCAAAAUAAAGAAUUUGAUCCCCUUCUUUCCCUGCCUCCUGGAUGGGAGAAGAGAACAGACGGCAAUGGUAGAGUACAUUUAGUCAACCACAACUCUUGUAUUACACAAUGGGAGGACACCAGAAGUCAAGGUAAAUUAAAUGAAAAGCUCUUACCUGAAGGCUGGGAAAUGAGAUUCACAGUAGAUGGAAUUCCAUAUUUUGUGGACCACAAUAGAAGAACAACCACCUAUAUUGACCCCCGCACUGGAAAAUCUGCUCUAGACAAUAGACCACCAAUAGCCUAUGUACGGGACUUCAAGGCAAAUGUUCAGUAUUUCCGGUUCUGGUGUCAGCAACUUGCGAUGCCACAGCACAUAAAGAUUACAGGGACAAGAAAAACAUUGUUUGAAGAUUCCUUUCAGCAGAUAAUGAGCUUCAAUCCCCAAGAUCUGCGAAGACGUUUGUGGGUGAUUUUUCCAGGAAAAGAAGGUUUAGAUUAUGGAGGUGUAGCAAGAGAGAGGUUCUUUGUUUUGUCAAACGAGGUGUUGAACCCCAUGUAUUGCCUGUUUGAAUAUACAGGGAAGGAUAACUACUGCUUGCAGAUUAAUCCUGCUUCUUACAUCAAUCCAGAUCACCUGAAAUAUUUUUGUUUUAUUGGCAGGCUUAUUGCCAUGGCUUUGUUCCAUGGGAAAUUCAUAGACACAGAUUGUUUGUUUGUUUGUUUGUUUGUUUUUGUUUUGCCAUUCUAUAAGCAUAUAUUGAACAAACCACUUGAACUCAAGGAUUUAGAAUCUAUUGAUCCAGAAUUUUACAAUUCUCUCAUCUGGGUUAAAGAAAACAAUAUUGAAGAACGUGGUUUGGAAAUGUACUUCUCUGUCGAUAAAGAAAUUUUAGGUGAAAUCAAGAAUCAUGAUUUGAAACCUAAUGGUGGCAAUAUUCUUGUGACGGAAGAAAAUGAAGAGGAAUAUAUCAGAAUGGUAGCUGAAUGGAAGUUGUCUCAAGGUGUUGAAGAACAGACACAAGCUUUCUUUGAGGGCUUUAAUGAAAUUCUUCCCCGGAAAUAUUUGCAAUACUUUGAUGCAAAGGAAUUAGAGGUCCUUUUACGUGGAAUGCAAGAGAUUCAUUUGAAUGACUGGCAAAGACAUGCCAUCUACCAUCAUUACACUAGGACAAGCAAACAAAUUAUGUGGUUUGGGCAGUUUGUUAAAGAAAUUGAUAAUGAGAAGAGAAUGAGACUUCUGCAGUUUGUUACUGGAAUCUGCUGAUUGCCAGUUGGAGGAUUUGCUGACCUCAUGGGGAGAAGACCACAGAAAUUCUGCACUGAAAAAGUUGGGAAAGAAAACUGGCUACCCAGAAGUCAUACCUGUUUUAACCACCUGGACCUGCCACCCUACAAGAGUUAUGAGCAACUGAAGGAAAAGCUGUUAUUUGCUAUUGAAGAAACAGAAGGAUUUGGAUGAGAGUAACUUCCGAGAACUUGUGCCACCAAAGGACAAGAACUUAUUUGCAAUGUUUGUCCUUUUCCUUCUCUGCUUGUUGCACAUCUUGUUGUAAAAUUGGGCUGUGACUGUUUAGAGAAUUAUUUGAGUCUAAGUAAAUUAACAUUAUCAUUGAGAUUUAUCUCCCAGUGAUUCUGGAUUUCCACUCCAUGUUUUCAGAAAUCAGAUUGCAAAUGACUAGUCAAAACUUACUUAACAUGAGAUUUAACACAGCAAUGAAAUCUGCCUUGUCUUAUUCCACUAGACUGUUACCUUAACAACAGUUUUGUAUACAUGUGUCGAAAAUAAAAAAAAAAGAAACUCCAUACUUAUUAAGGAAGCCAUCACUCUC